Messenger RNA from Ipomoea nil (Japanese morning glory), 387 nucleotides. Its product is annotated as RNA-directed DNA polymerase homolog. The record is from RefSeq and is a predicted model, not a curated record. NCBI's taxonomy places the organism in Eukaryota, Viridiplantae, Streptophyta, Magnoliopsida, Solanales, Convolvulaceae. Bases 1 to 387 code for a protein of 128 amino acids. The transcript has a single exon.
AUGCGGCUAUGCAUUGACUAUAGGGAAUUAAAUCAAGUUACAGUGAAGAACAAAUACCCCCUCCCUCGAAUAGAUGAUUUGUUUGACCAUCUCAAAGGAACAGGUGUGUUUUCAAAAAUUGACUUGAGAUCCGGAUAUCAUCAAAUAAAGGUAGCCAAUCAGGACAACCCUAAGACCGCCUUCCGAACUCGCUACGAUCACUACGAGUUCAUGGUAAUGCCUUUCGGAUUGACCAACGCCCCCGUAGUAUUCAUGGACUUCAUGAACCGCGUGUUUCGCCCCUACUUGGAUGAAUUCGUGAUCGUGUUCAUUGACGACAUCUUUUGGUCUACUCUCGAAACAAGGAAGAACAUGAGAAACAUCUACGAACCAUAUUACAAACGCUAA